AUGAAGCAGCAAAGCACCGGAGAGCAGCGCGUCAUUAUCCGUGCAAACGUGAAGAGCAUUCCUGGCGACCCACUUGCUCGUCCUUUCGCCCUUGGUGAACUCUACUCGCAACAAGUGCUACACCGCUCGCUGCGGGAAUCAGGCCCGGGCGACGAACCGGACGAUGAACAGAGUCCGGUCGGCUUUGACGCCGUGCAUCUGUUGCCAGGCUUUGAUUCCCCGAACCCCAUUCAAGGAUGGUUCGUCUUCGACAUAGACGUGAGGCGCGAGAUGGGAAAGAAGAACAUCUGCACGCUACCGCACUACAACUACUCGGCUCAGUUCGAUGAUGACAAGCGGGAAUGGGUAUUUACACCGCGGCCAGUAUCUGAGAAGCUCGUCCACUAUCUCUCAUUGUACCAGUGGGGCGCUGGAGAACUCCAAGUCCACCAGGAAGGUCAUCCACAGGUUCAGACUCUAGGGACAUGA
Messenger RNA from Saxophila tyrrhenica, 468 nucleotides. RefSeq lists its product as uncharacterized. The transcript has 2 exons. The record is from RefSeq and is a predicted model, not a curated record. NCBI's taxonomy places the organism in Eukaryota, Fungi, Ascomycota, Dothideomycetes, Mycosphaerellales, Extremaceae. The coding region runs from base 1 to 468 and encodes 155 amino acids.